UGCGUGGCUACUUCAUCCAUAAUUUCUCUCCCCGUUGCAUACGUGUCAACCUUCAAGAACUCUCUUUCUUGUACCAGCCUUACCUCAACUGGUUUCCUUCAAAGUUUCUGAGUUUUGCAGAACCCAGAAAUGAAACUGUAGAAUCACUUUCACAGAAAAUAUGAGAGGGUUAGGUCCUCAUGCCCCUUUGCUUUCGAGGGGAAAGCCUCCUCCUUCCUUGGCAGUGGUGGAUGCGUUGCCUUCCUCUUCUCAUUUCACCAGAACCACCACGCUAUACCCAUGGAGUGACAUUAUGCCUGAAUUAUAUAUAGUAAGACGCAGACAGAAAUCAGGGUUGAGCUUUGCCCGUUGCACAAUUCGAGCCCUAGCAUCCAAUAUUAGUGGUGUUGAACCCGGAGAUUAUGGAAGCAGUAAUGAGAAAGAUGGCCACAAUGUCUUUGAAAAGAAUUCCGUAGAAGACAGUUCUUCUAAAGUUAUAACACUUACCGAUUUCUCAUACCGACUUAGCCUGACGAAUCUAUUAAGUGUGAAACCUCCUACUCAGAUCCCUUAUCCUCUCUCUAUAGCUUUUGUGCUGUUGGGAUGUGCUUUUGUAUUUUCACUAAUUGCCUUUGUCAAAGGAGGACCUUCAUCAAUUUUAGCAGCAAUUGCAAAGUCAGGAUUCACUGCUGCAUUUACAUUAAUAUUUGUUUCUGAGAUUGGAGACAAGACAUUCUUUAUUGCUGCACUCUUGGCAAUGCAAUUUGAGAAGGGAUUGGUCCUAUUGGGUUCAAUGGGUGCUCUUGGACUCAUGUCAGUCCUGUCUGUUGUAAUUGGCCGAAUCUUUCAAUCAGUGCCUGCUCAGUUUCAGACAACCGUGCCAAUUGGAGAAUAUGCAGCAGUAACCCUUCUUUUGUUUUUCGGCCUAAAAGCAAUAAAAGAUGCAUGGGAUCUUCCAUCUGAUGUGGCUAAGAAGGGUGAUAACAGCAGUCCUGAACUUGAUGAACUCGCUGAAGCAGAGGAGCUUGUGAAAGAGAAGGUAUCAAAAAAACUUUCAAAUCCUCUAGAGAUUAUAUGGAAGUCAUUCAGCCUCGUAUUUUUUGCUGAAUGGGGAGAUCGCUCUAUGCUUGCUACUAUUGCACUAGGAGCUGCUCAGUCUCCUUGGGGUGUGGCAAGUGGAGCCAUUGCUGGACACCUAGUCGCAACAACUAUUGCCAUUCUUGGAGGAGCAUUCCUUGCUAACUACAUUUCUGAAAAACUGGUUGGUUACUUGGGUGGAGGGCUGUUUCUAAUUUUUGCUGUGGCCACCUUUUUUGGAGUUUUCUGAUUCAUUGUUGUCUAUGCUUACACCUUUGGGGUGUGUAAUCUAUCAUUUAUGGAGUUGGAAGGAAUAAGACAUGCUCAUAACACAGAAAGAUUGCUGAGAGAACAGAGAAAAGCUCAUAUUUUAACUUUGUUAAAUUUGUUUAUCAGACAUCAGGAGCAAAUUGCUCACAUUGUUAGAGAAUAAGAAGCAUGAAAUGUGGCAUUAGAGUGAGGUGCGAAGAGAAACUUGUGCAAUUCUUUCUGGAGACUACCUUUUGUGGGGUUGUGCUUAUUUGUUGUAUUAAUAAAAAUAGUAGGAAUGUGCUGAUUUGUUGUAUUAAUAAAACUACAUCACAGAUUCAAAACUGUCAAUCAAAACAACUCUUCUCGUGUUAGAAAUGUAAGCUUUUGUACUGAAUAUAUUUUAGUUGUCACUUGUUAGGAUAUUAUGGAUGUUCGGUUUUAGGGUUUUUGUGAAUUAUAGGAAUGUAAAUGUGUUAUCUAUGUUUCAUGCACAA
This is a messenger RNA of Vigna unguiculata (cowpea), 1802 nucleotides long. Its product is annotated as protein PAM71-homolog, chloroplastic. Gene Ontology annotation, biological process: manganese ion transmembrane transport; calcium ion transmembrane transport; Golgi calcium ion homeostasis. The record is from RefSeq and is a predicted model, not a curated record. NCBI's taxonomy places the organism in Eukaryota, Viridiplantae, Streptophyta, Magnoliopsida, Fabales, Fabaceae. Gene Ontology annotation, cellular component: Golgi apparatus; chloroplast. Gene Ontology annotation, molecular function: manganese ion transmembrane transporter activity; calcium ion transmembrane transporter activity.